Molecule: messenger RNA, 1125 nt
Organism: Apis mellifera (honey bee)
Lineage: Eukaryota; Metazoa; Arthropoda; Insecta; Hymenoptera; Apidae
Product: cytochrome b5
Exons: 2
Coding region: 301-693 (130 amino acids)
Cellular component (GO): membrane; intracellular membrane-bounded organelle
Molecular function (GO): heme binding
Source: RefSeq, a predicted model, not a curated record
UGAUUCGUGGCAGUGUUUGUGCCGGUAUAGCCUCGUGAGUAAACUCGUGGAUCGUUCGUUCACGUUCUCUCUUAUUAUUAUUGUUUCUCCUUCAAAAAAAGGAAAGAGAAGAAAAAAAAAAAAAGAAAAAGAGAAUACACAAUCACGUCACAGUCACGCCACGCUACGAGAGAGAAUCGAUCGAGGAAUCCGUGGAUUGAGAGCAGUCGAGCCACGAAAAACAGAAGCUGUGUUUCCAACGCGUAUUGAAACGUAAACGAGAAGAAUUUCCCCUUCAGAAUCGAAGAGCCGAGCGAAACGAUGAGCAAGCAAUUCACGAGGAGCGAAGUUGCCAAACUCAGCAACAAGGACAAGACAUUGAUAAUUCUACAUGACAAAGUGUACGAUGUCACGAGUUUCCUGAACGAGCAUCCAGGCGGUGAAGAGGUACUGUUGGACCAUUCGGGCAUCGAUGGCUCCGAGGACUUCGACGACGUAGGCCACUCCACAGACGCUUUUGACCUAAUGACGAAGUAUCAAGUCGGCGAAUUGGUCGAGUCGGAAAAGACGGGCAACCUGCCUAAGAAGACCUGGGCUAAGGAUCAUUUCAAAUCUAACAAAACGAAUCAAGGGGAGAACCAGGGAAUGCCCACAACCAUGGUCGUCUCCAUUCUCGCGGUCCUGGCGGCGAUCGUAUACUUCGUGUACUUAUAAUUAAGUCAGAUCGGUUCGUUUUAUCGUUGUGAGACAGUGUGAGAAGAUUAAAUCGAUGAUUAAAGCGAUUAAAGUGUGAAUGAAAAUAAUCGUGACUUUUCUCAAUUUUUCUUUCAAUUCUCUUCUCGAAAUAAUAUUACAAAAUUUUGUUUAAGAAUUAAGGAGUUAACGAAGCGAAUGAAAUUCUGUCGAUGUCUCUAAUUGUUAGCUAGUCGUUGGUUAUAAUAACCGAUUAUAAUCGAUGCAUGUGACGAAGAAUUACGAUCACUCGACUAGAUUCUGCGCGAUUCCGAAUUUUUACUUGUAAAAUAGAAUAGAAAGAAAUACGUGGUAGUUGUCUAAUCAACGGAAACACGCAUUUUCCAAAGUUUUUUUUAAAUUAAUUUUCUGUUCCUACACAUGUUAAGCGAAUAAAUCUUGUUUUUUUUUCUA